Messenger RNA from Nipponia nippon (crested ibis), 805 nucleotides. Lineage: Eukaryota; Metazoa; Chordata; Aves; Pelecaniformes; Threskiornithidae. The record is from RefSeq and is a predicted model, not a curated record.
AUGGAUGGAUGGAUGGAUGGAUGGAGCGGAGCCCCGCCGUCGGGCUGCGCGCAGUGCCCCGGGGCCGCCCCGCCGCUGCGGGCGCCGCCGGCCUCUCGCCCCCCUCGGUCCCCGUGGUGCUGGGCGAGCUCCAGGGCACGGCCGGCGGCUUCAAGCUCUGCUUCCUCCCCGCUUCGCCCAGGUGUGAACGCCAUGCUCAGGAAGGUGGCGGUGGCUGCCGCCUCCAAACCCCACGUGGAGAUCCGCCAGGACGGGGACCAGUUCUACAUCAAAACUUCCACCACUGUCCGCACCACUGAGAUCAACUUCAAAAUCGGGGAGAGCUUUGAGGAGGAGACGGUGGAUGGACGAAAGUGCAGGAGUUUGGCCACUUGGGAGAAUGAAAACAAGAUCUAUUGCAAACAAACUCUUAUCGAGGGAGAUGGCCCCAAAACAUACUGGACUCGAGAAUUAGCUAAUGAUGAGCUGAUUUUGACCUUUGGUGCUGAUGAUGUUGUGUGCACAAGAAUUUAUGUAAGAGAGUAAAAACAUCAAUUUACUUGUCAUCUGGGAUGAAGUGGAGAACUGUGAAAAUCCCCAGUAUACUAAGUAUCUGUGUGUGCUGUUACUAAUGCGGUGUUGUAUGUGACCGUGUGUGUUCUAUCUGAACCCAUAUCCUCUGUUAAGUGUAUUUUGCUUUCAUUUUUCAUUGCAGACACUAUUCCUUCCCACUUUUAUGCCAUCAUUUUUUGUGUCUACUUUGUAUUUUGUAGUUGUCGCUUGCUAUGGUUUCAUCAAUUAUUAAACUUAUUGGGCAUAACUCACA